AUGUCCCGCCGCGCUUCCAACUGCAUCUCCAAUCCCAGCUCCGACUCGAUGCAUCCCUCGCAUCGUUCUGCUGUCAAAGCCACGCCCUCCGGGAUCGUCGAGACCGUUCGGUUGACAAUGCUCGAUAUCAGCUCUCGGCGUGUUGACUCAGAGCGGCCCGUGAAUCAAUCGAGAGAGCAUUUCAGAUCAAGUUGCGCUACGGACAAAUUCUUCGUCCGCUUAAACGGAUAUCUGCAAAUCCCAACUGUCGCCUCCGUCAUCCCUGCCUUUUCCGCAUCUCGCACCCUUAAAAGCUUUAGCACCGCCUUAGAGGAGCCUUGCUAG
Messenger RNA from Ramularia collo-cygni, 324 nucleotides. RefSeq lists its product as uncharacterized. The transcript has a single exon. The record is from RefSeq and is a predicted model, not a curated record. NCBI's taxonomy places the organism in Eukaryota, Fungi, Ascomycota, Dothideomycetes, Mycosphaerellales, Mycosphaerellaceae. Bases 1 to 324 code for a protein of 107 amino acids.